AUGGCAGAUGUUCGCUCGUUACUUCGAAAUGAGCUUGCUGCUCGCAAGGGCGCACCGCAGGCAGGAAGUACCGGCAAUCGAGUUACCAAGAAGCGGAAGGUCGAUAUCACGGAUGACCUGACACGAAAGAAGAUGAGACCUGGUGAAAACAUUGCAGAUUUCCAAUCACCGACAGUACAUACUGUACAAUCACCAAGCGCCCAAGCGAUCGAGGAAGUGGAGGACGUCGAACAACUAGAACAAGAAACUGCUGGCCCAGGACUUCCGCCGGACUCGGAAGCAGCCCAAGAGCAGACCCAGGCACAGUCUGAGCCGUUGCCCGAAUCAAAUACAUCUCAAGCCAUCGAUGAGGACGAAUGGGCAGCCUUUGAGCGUGAGGUGGUGGCGCCAACUCGUGUGCCUCAGGCACCUGCUGCAGUUGCUGCUGCAGCGACGAUAUCAGCCGCGCCAAUCUCCGCCGAGCAACUUGCUGCCCAGCAAGAGGCAGAAAAGGAAACGUCAACACAAACACGUGAAGCUGAGAUCGAAGGGGAACGAGAAGACGCGGCUCGAUUCUUGGAAGAUGAAUUCGAUGAAAUGGAGCAGCUUGAAGAACGGAUCAGGCGGUUGAAGCAUAAGAGGGAAGAACUAAGACAGAAACGAGCCAAGGAAGAUCCGGAGAUAGCUCAAACAGAAGGAUCCUCAUCCAGGAAAACACAGCAGAAUGAUGAGCCUAAACAAAGCGACGAAGAAGAAAACGAUGACGAUGACGAUGUGGAUGACGAUGACUGGGACAACUGGAGAUUUAGGUAA
Molecule: messenger RNA, 792 nt
Organism: Aspergillus thermomutatus
Lineage: Eukaryota; Fungi; Ascomycota; Eurotiomycetes; Eurotiales; Aspergillaceae
Exons: 1
Coding region: 1-792 (263 amino acids)
Source: RefSeq, a predicted model, not a curated record